Messenger RNA from Lolium perenne, 860 nucleotides. RefSeq lists its product as uncharacterized. Lineage: Eukaryota; Viridiplantae; Streptophyta; Magnoliopsida; Poales; Poaceae. The record is from RefSeq and is a predicted model, not a curated record.
GUAGAUAAUACGUUGAGUAGCAAAUUACUGUAAAUUUGAACAGAAACCAAAACACAAUACCUCCAAGUUUUGCAGAGAGAAGACACGUGUCCUACGGAUGAGACGCCAUCCUUGUGCCGUUGCGCCUCCGUCUAUUUGUAGCCUCCAAAAUCAAAAUCCAACAUCCGGGAAGCCAAACACAUUCCCCUCCGCCGCAGUUGCACGCAUCGCUCGCUCGAUGCUCCCGCCGCAGCUCCCGCUCGCCGUCGCCGCCACCACCACCGCCGCCAUCACCUGCCGCGGCAGCUCCUCCAGCGGUCGCCGCCGCGGCCGCCGCCCGAAGGCCAAGCCCAUCGUGUUCCCGCCUCCGCCGGUACGCCGCCUGGUCUCCACCUCCCUCCGCCGCCUCCUCCCGCGCCUGCGCCCCCUCGGCGGCCGACGGCCAAGGCGGAAAUCGCCCGCCGAGGAUGUCGCGGUGCUGCUCCUCUCUCUGGCGUUCGGCGACAGGCUCACCGCCCUCGCGGAGGCUUGGCGCGCGUCGGGCCUGGGCCAGGCGCUCGGCAUCUGGGCGGCGGUGUUCGGGAGGGCGAGGAGGAGGAGGAUGAACGGGCUCCGGCGGCUCGCGGCGCUGCUGCUCGGGAUCGCGUUCUGCGCGCUCGUCUCGCACUUCAGGGGCGCGGCGUUCUUGGAAGGCCUCGGGAAGACGGGAGGCGGCCGGAAAUUAGCGCGGAUUUUCCUCCAUUGAUUGAUUGAUUGAUUUGGUACCUAUGUUCGAUUUCUUGAGGUGUAUUGCCCAAAUACGGGAUUGAGGCGUCGGGAUUAUAGCUUUCCUUGUGCGGAUGUAUUCUCUGUUCUUGACCUGUCGAUAUGAUUUUGUCGCA